Messenger RNA from Biomphalaria glabrata, 3165 nucleotides. RefSeq lists its product as uncharacterized. The record is from RefSeq and is a predicted model, not a curated record. Lineage: Eukaryota; Metazoa; Mollusca; Gastropoda; Planorbidae. The transcript has 17 exons. Bases 155 to 1837 code for a protein of 560 amino acids.
GGAGGGAGAAUAAAAACGCUGACAAGAACCUGAACUCUUUUCUUGACACACUCUUGACAUUUCUUUCCUCGGGUUCAGUUCUCUUUGCUCCCGUCACGUCUAGAUCUGUCUCUCUGUUAGUGCAAGUGUAUUUCUGACUCUUCUAUCUGGAAAUAUGAACACAGGAACAACUAAAGAUUGGUUCCAGUCUAGAGCCAUGCACAUGCACAUUUGGACCCUGACAUUGGCCAUACAUCUCGCUGCUUCCUCCACACUUUUCUAUUCCAUCGAGAGUCAGCUGGAAGCAUUUCAGGUAAAAGAAGAACGAGUCAAGGAGAGAGAGGUCUACUUGUUUGCUGUAGAUGGAAAGAGAAGACCCUACAGUUAUAUAAAUGAGGAGGGCACGUUGACUGGUUUUGAAAUAGAUUUCAUUAAUCAAGUUUGUUCUGUUGCUGGGAAACUGUGUUACACAAUAUUAGCUGAGUAUCAAGAGUGUAUUUUCACGGACAGAUCCCUGGAUUACGCAGGGCGAGGUCUGAUGGCUAGAUGGUUCCACGGAUGUCCAGGCUAUGCUAUUACGAUUGACAGAUUAAAUGAAUUCGACUUCACUUUGCCCUAUUUAGAUGGUAUAGCCACAUUCACUGUGAUACCUGGCAACCCUUCAGGAUUUGAUCCCGACAGCGAUGACUAUUCUGAUUUUACUAUUGUUCAUCUAUCAGGGGCUCCUACCAAUGAACCUUGUUUACGAAGACUUAAAAAAAGAUUCGGAAAAGUUUUAAUAGCUCAAGAUCUUCCCGAAGCUAAAGCGGUACUACUCAAUAGAACAGCUGAUGUUCUCUUCUCUCCACGUAGAAAAAUUGAUGGCCUUGAAACACUUCCUGCAAGAUUUCGAUGUGAUAUUAAUGGAGCUGGUAUAAUGCUCAAGAAAGGCAGCAAUGUGGCCACAUGGUGGGAUCCUGCAUUCACUAAAUUUUACUCCUCUGGUGCAUACGCUAAACUCUGCGUUGAGGCCUCAGAAAAAUACAAAGCCAAUAUCAGUUGUCUCAAUUCUCUGAGUGAAGCUCAGAAGUUACACCCUUACCAGUCACCACCACAAAGUUCGGCUGAGCCAGACAAACUUUGGACUUUUGUUGUCAGUGGAAGAAUCGCUCCAUACAGUUACCUAAAUGACGAAGGGAGAUUGGUUGGAUUCACAAAAGAUUUCUUGGACAGAGUUUGUACAAAAGCUGGUAAGAGAUGCACAUUGCUCCUAGCAGAAGUCUCUGAGUGUACCGUUAGAAAAGGUGAACUGUUGUAUCCAGGCAGAGGUUUGCUGGAGGGAUGGUUCGAUGCCUGUACUGGCUACUUUGACACUUACGACCGAGACAACAGCUGGGAUUUCACAUUACCUUAUCUGGUUUCUUAUGCUUCAUUUUAUGUGGCCAUAGGCAAUCCUAGCCGCUUUAAUCCAGAUCUUGAUGAUUACUCCAAAUACACCAUAGUGUAUGCUGAGACCGCCAUAACCAAUGCCCAUUGCCUGAACAGACUUCACAAAAAAUAUGGGAAACUCGUGGUUGUGCCUGACAGAAGUGAUGCUAUCAACAUGUUGUUGAACAGAACUGCCGAUGCUUGGUUCACCAAAGACGAUGGUGCUCCAGCCAUUGAGAAACUUCCACAGCAGCUUCAUUGCGAGAACGUUGGUACCAGCAUCAUGACCAAGAAAGGUGGAGAGCUGCCACUCUGGUGGAACAAAGUCUUCCAAGAGUUUUACACGUCAGGGGAGUACAACGCUUUUUGUAGAGAGAAAGGGAGAGAAUUUCAAACCAAGUUCCCAUGUCUACCAGAACCAACAUGGUCCGUCCAGCAACAAGGCUUGUGAACAUUUCAUUUUAGAAAGACAAUUGUUUUUAUUUUAUCGAUCUUGGAAUGACAACUUAAUAUUGAAACUUGAACAAAAAAUUUUGUUACGCUUACUUUUAAAUAUAAAAUGCCUGGGUUAAUAAAUAUAAAACAACCUUAGCCUAUAUAUUAGGUUCCAAUUCUGAUUUAAGGCAGCAGUGAAUGUUUCUCUAUGAAUGAAUGUUUCUCUAUGAAUGAAUGUCCUAGGGGAAGAAAACAUAUCGAUCUAUUAAUUCUAAUAAAAGUCGUAUGUACACUAUUUAUAGAAUAAGCUCAUCUUGUGUGUUUUUACUUACAACAUAUCCCGAGUCUAUGGAUCUAAUGAUUUACCUAGGCGCUACAUUUCUUGGCGUAAUGUCAUUUUGCUUUAGACAUGUAUUAUUUUUUUUUACAAUGUUUCACUAAACUAAAUGGUGCUUUUACCCUCUACACUUGUCGUCACAAUGAUCUUUGACCAUUCAGGGGCUUUCCACAAGAGUUGGAUGUAAGAAAGUAGCUCCUCAAUAGACUUCUUCAUGAAGUCUCACAUAAAGAUCGAAGGACAAAGAUUAUUGAUUACACAAAAUGAUCAUAUAGUUAAUGUUGCAAUAUAAAAAAUAAUGUAAUGUUUAUUAUAUUAUUAGAAGGCAGACAUAAAUAUUCAUUUAAUAAAUCUGAUUGUUAAGACCUCCAAAUACUGAGAUUAGUCACUCUUUUGACACUUAAACAGACCACCAGCGGACAACGGCUUUGACUGCGCGAAAUGCGGGAACAUAUGCAGCUUUCUACUGGGUCUGCGUAGUCACGUGAAACACUGCACUCCUCCUUAACCUCCAGACACUUGCCAAUAUCAGUGAAAGGUGUGUUGUGAUUCUUUCAUAUUUGUGGUCGUAGAUUGUCCUGAGGUCAAAGGUGAACUAAAACAAAGCCUAAAAAACAUGGACAACUUCUCAUUAAUAGCAAUGUCAACAUUUAGAAGUUCUUUUGCGACAUUGUCAAACUACGACACUCAAAUUGUCUAGUUGUUAGUAGUUCAUAAUGAUAUAUAUUAUAUAUAUAUUCAAAGGUUUAAAAAAAUAUUCUGAUAAGCAUUUUGUAGUUGUAUUGUUUUAUCUUUUGUUGAAUUUUUUUUUCAAUGAAGUUCCAGUAUGUAACUUGUUUUGUUUUUUUCUCUUUGUCCCACCACAAUCUGUAUGGAGUCCAUGCAAUGUACAGAAGGUUUGGUUAUGGGCUAAUGUCAGAAAGCAAGACUGGGGCGAACUAUUGAUUCAUUUAUUGUUACAUCUAUUUGUUGUGAUUUUAAUAAAAGUAUUAUUGAAUCAAAAUGGA